Anopheles coluzzii is the source of this 764-nucleotide messenger RNA. Its product is annotated as NADH dehydrogenase [ubiquinone] 1 alpha subcomplex assembly factor 3. Gene Ontology annotation, cellular component: mitochondrial inner membrane. Lineage: Eukaryota; Metazoa; Arthropoda; Insecta; Diptera; Culicidae. Gene Ontology annotation, biological process: mitochondrial respiratory chain complex I assembly. The record is from RefSeq and is a predicted model, not a curated record. Bases 100 to 672 code for a protein of 190 amino acids. The transcript has 2 exons.
GUUUGACAGCUGCAAGUUAUUUGUAAACAUUUCCCAAGUCCACGCAAUCGUGUUCGCUUUGCGUUCAGAAAUUGGCCUGCAGUUUAUUCGUCCCUCGCCAUGAACGUUCUCCAGGGUCUGAGCCGUAUCGCGCAUCGAUCGCUGCGUCGAAACCUCUGCUCAUCGCUGGUUCGCCGGUCCUCCACUUACGAAAGUGAUGGUAAAACUUCAGUCACGAUUCUGAACAAGGAGGCCGAUGCUGGGUUGAUGAUCAACUCGUACAGCCAGUUUGGAUUCCGGCUCAAUAACGAUAUGGUCGUCAUCGGACCGAUGGCCAUCUUCUCCCGCACCGUGCUGUCGUGGAACGUCGAAAGCCACGAGGACAUCAACGACGAGUCGUUGAGCUUGUUCUGCGCUAUUGAGCCGAAAAUUGAUGUGCUCGUGGUGGGAAUCGGCGACCACACCAUAACGCCUGCCUUCUCCAAAAAGAUUAUCGACUUUAUGAAGCGCUACAAGAUCAACGUGGAAGUGCUCGGAACGGAGCAAGCUUGUUCGACGUUUAAUUUUUUAAAUGCGGAAAAUCGGGUCGUUGCCGCAGCCCUGAUUCCUCCCAUGACAAUGCGAGUAAACGAGGACGAUCUUAUGCAGAAGCAAAUAUCGAUUAGUAAAUCGUUUGAGGUCUCUGACAAGUAAUCCCGCCGGUUAAACCAAAAGUAGACAGGGUAUGUCGAGGUUCUGUAUAUAAUAAAAAAAAGAUAGUACUACUGUUAGUGUAGACCGCAUGA